AUGCUUCGUACCUUUUAUCGAAGGCCUCGCCGCCUACAAGACUGCCCUGUUGGUACGACACCGGCACGGCGACGGCUUACGACGAGCUCGCUAAGACCCCAACAACUCCCUGGUGAAAAUGAACGAACAACUCACUUCGGCUUCGAGACCAUUUCGGAGACGCAAAAGGAGGCCAGAGUGGGUGCUGUCUUCUCCUCGGUCGCAUCCUCUUAUGAUACCAUGAACGAUCUGAUGUCCCUGGGAAUCCAUCGCCUGUGGAAGGAUUACUUUGUCCGCAGUCUCAACCCGGGCAGACGAACCAGCGAAAAAGGGUGGAAUAUCCUUGAUGUGGCGGGCGGCACCGGCGACAUUGCAUUCCGCAUGCUUGACCACGCGACCAAUGUGAACCUUGAUCUCAAAACCAAAGUGACCAUUGCGGACAUCAAUGCAGACAUGCUAGCUGAGGGCCAGAAAAGAGCUCAGGAAACACCGUAUUGGAAUUCAGGCAGACUGUCAUUUAUGGAGGGAAAUGCUGAAUCCAUGCCUUCUGUAAAGUCCGAAUCGAUUGAUCUUUACACGGUCGCAUUUGGAAUCCGCAAUUUCACAAACAAGGAAGCCGCCAUUCGCGAAGCAUUUCGAGUCCUUAAACCAGGCGGGGUUUUUGCGUGUCUAGAGUUCAGCCACGUCAACAACUCACUGUUCAAUGCUGUCUACAAGAGGUGGAGCUUUGGUGCAAUUCCUUUGAUAGGCCAAUUGGUCGCCGGUGAUCGGGACAGCUAUCAAUAUCUUGUCGAAAGCAUCGAACGGUUUCCCACGCAAGAGGAGUUCAAGGCAAUGAUCGAAGAAGCCGGAUUCGUCACACCAGGACAAGGCUACGAAGAUCUGACGGGAGGCAUCGCUACCAUCCAUCGAGGUGUGAAGCCUUUAUAG
Cladophialophora bantiana CBS 173.52 is the source of this 909-nucleotide messenger RNA. RefSeq lists its product as uncharacterized. The record is from RefSeq and is a predicted model, not a curated record. Gene Ontology annotation, biological process: ubiquinone biosynthetic process. The transcript is spliced from 2 exons. NCBI's taxonomy places the organism in Eukaryota, Fungi, Ascomycota, Eurotiomycetes, Chaetothyriales, Herpotrichiellaceae. Gene Ontology annotation, molecular function: methyltransferase activity. Bases 1 to 909 code for a protein of 302 amino acids.